CUCUCGGGUAUCACUCCGAUGACGACCAAUUAUCUUAUGAAAAACCUAACCUAAACAUAACAAGGACGGCUUGCGUGUAUCGCAGAUUAGAUCAUUUAUCAUUUCUUCCAAUGUCAACUGUGAAACUUUCCACAUCCAUCUCUUGAAUCCUUUUCAAUCGGACAAACCAAGUGGCGCUCAUGAUAGACGUCGUGUUACAAUACAUGAAGCCAAAUUUCGCAUCCCACAGCGUUCGAUCUUACUUGGUUAACCAGUCAGCCUUAAGAUAUGAGAAGCCGGAAGUAUGGGGUAUUGUUGAGGUUCCUCUGCCUACCUUACGACCUGGUGAUGUCCUGAUCAAGGUCAAGGCCUGUGGUGUUUGCGGUACCGAUUUACACAUACACGAGGGAGAGUUCAUUGCCAAAUUCCCUCUAAUUCCCGGCCACGAGACUGUUGGCGAGGUUGUUGCGGUCGCCGAUGAUGUUAAGGGUUUCCAGGUUGGAGACCGUGUCGCUGCGGACAACUCAGAGCUCUGCGGUCAUUGCUUUUACUGCCGAAGAGGUCAGGAAUUGCUUUGCGAGGAUUUCAAGGCCCAUGGUGUCUUGGGAUUAGACGGUGGUUUUGCCGAAUACACUGCUUACCCUCAAGGGAAACUCUUCAAAAUCCACAACAUCAGCGACGUCGAUGCUACCUUAAUCGAACCCGCCUCUUGCGCCUUACAUGGUCUAGAGAAGAUCGCCCCGAAACCUGGAUCUCACGCUCUGCUGAUCGGUGCUGGUCCUACCGGUCUCAUGAUGGCCCAAUUCCUACGACACAACGGUGUUUCGCAAUUAACUAUUGCUGCCCCCGAAGGUUCCAAGAUGGAACUAGCCAAGAGCCUCGACGCUGCCGACUUCUAUGUACCUCUCUCCAGAUCGAACCCUGCCCCGCAAUGGGAACAGAUCAAGAAGAACAACCCAUACGGCUUCGACAUUGUUGUGGAGGCUAGCGGUAGCUCCAAGGUCCUCGAGGACGCCAUCAACUAUGUUCGCCGGGGAGGCAAGCUUGUCUGCUACGGUGUCUACCCCAGCCGAAAAAAGGAUAAGCUAUCUAAUGUUUAUAUGAUUUUCAAGACUACUUACUCACUACUUACUACUACUGAUCUAGACGAUAGAGUUAGUUGAAAUUGUAUGUAGUCAAAAUAAUCUUUUGAUUCUAAACACCUAGUUGAACAAAAUUCUCCGAUUCGUUGCCCCCCCUUGGAUCCGCGAUUAGAUCGAUGCUUUUCAUCUUGCAGUUAGGAUGAGCCAAUAAGAGACCAUGUUGAUUUCCGAAAUAGGGAUGAGGACUAGAAAUGGCGUAGAGAAUUUGUGUUGAGAUGAAAUAUAAUUUGCCAGUUCUGCGGUCCGUGUCGUCAAUGUAAAGUAACCAUGACCCCACGACCUUGAUGGCCAGCUAUGCUUUCGUGAGUUAACCGCUUAUGCACCCACGGCAUUAAUAAUAAUCUAAUCCUAUUCA
This is a messenger RNA of Daldinia caldariorum, 1476 nucleotides long. RefSeq names its product GroES-like protein. The record is from RefSeq and is a predicted model, not a curated record. The coding region runs from base 180 to 1142 and encodes 320 amino acids. NCBI's taxonomy places the organism in Eukaryota, Fungi, Ascomycota, Sordariomycetes, Xylariales, Hypoxylaceae. The transcript has 10 exons. Gene Ontology annotation, molecular function: oxidoreductase activity; zinc ion binding.